Messenger RNA from Phaeodactylum tricornutum CCAP 1055/1, 726 nucleotides. RefSeq lists its product with no specific name. The transcript has a single exon. NCBI's taxonomy places the organism in Eukaryota, Bacillariophyta, Bacillariophyceae, Surirellales, Neidiaceae. The record is from RefSeq and is a predicted model, not a curated record. The coding region runs from base 1 to 726 and encodes 241 amino acids.
AUGACUGUCUCUGCAUUGUCUAUGUUGCUUGUUUCUCCUGAUCUCUAUCAACGUUCCGCAUUGCCAUUCCCAGCAGUUCAGCCAUUCGUCUCCGCCAACAUUAUGACCACACCGUCCUCCGGUGCGGCGAGUAGCAAUAGCUGUUGCAGCAGUACCUCCCUCGGUGUAACGGCAGGACCGGCUUUUGACACGGCAGCGCUCGCUUUUUUCGGUGGUCUUCGGAUACCAGCAAGUCUACUAGCGGGAUCUUCGUUGGCUUCGCUCUUUGCGAUGGUUCAACAAGCUAAGGCGACCAAGACUUUGUCUCGCACCGAACGUGUAGCUUUGUGGGUGUACCACUCUUCGGCACUCGGUACUUUAUGCUUGAGUUUACUUACUGUCAUUACCACUACCGUUGGAUCUACGCUGUUACUAUUGGGACGCUUUGAUGUAUCCCAAUACGGCGAUGUAUAUCACUUUCUGCGGGGCAACUUUCUAAUGGAAUUUGUUGUUUCCCGUUGGUCGUUUUUGUGCAGCGUUCAGCUGUUUUUAUUAGCCAUCAUGAAUCGAGUAUUGCUAGAAUUUGAUCUUUUGAAGCCGGGUCGGCGCACUAUUGGUUUGCUGGUAGCAGCCGCUAUGAUGGGCUUGAUUGCGCACUGUUUGUCCUACAUAAACACAACCUUGAAUUGUUGGCCAAAUCUGUUGUACAUGACCAAGCAAGUAGUGGAGGUAAGCACAGAGUCGUAA